AUGUCUCAGAUAAAUCAGCUUGCUUCUGCUGCUAAGUCUGUUGCUGGUGUUGAAUAUGUUAGUUCGGUGACCACGAGAGGGGGUAAGACCACUCGUGAUCCACCAAACCCUAACCAUGGUACAGUUAAGACUCCGCGUCAACCAGAACAAACAUCUGCUGAGCCGAUUGAUCCUCAAGCCGAAUCAUCACAUGAGGAACCGACUCCAAAAGUUUAUGGGGAUACCACGAUGCUUCCUUUUCCCACCAGGUGGACGAAGAAGAAGAAGGACGGAGAAGAGCAAUUUCCCCGCUUCGUGGAAAUGGUCGAGAAGACAAACGUGAGCGUCCCGCUGAUGGAUGUCUUGCACAUACCAUCCUAUGCUAAGUUUAUCAAGGAUAUCAUCAACAACAAGCGACCAUUACCCUCCACAGAAGUCGUCAAGCUGACAGAAGAGUGUAGCGCAGCUAUACUCAACCAUCUACCUAAGAAGAAGCAAGAUCCUGGGUGCCCCACAAUUACAUGCUCAAUAGGCACCCAACAUUUUGAUCAUGCCUUAUGUGAUCUUGGGGCGAGUGUGAGCGUCAUGUUGAAAUCAGUCUUUGAUAGGCUAAACUUCACCAACUUGGAACCAACCAACAUGACACUCCAGUUAGCGGACUCGUCAGUUCGGUACCCAGCAGGGAUUGCCCAAGACAUCCCAGUCAAGAUCAAAGGAUAUUACGUCCUCGUGGAAUUUGUGGUGUUAAAUAUGGAACUCACCAAGGAGACACCACUAAUCCUAGGAAGGCCAUUCUUGAGCACGGCAAAAGCACAAAUUGAUGUCGGAGCCGGAGAAAUCCGCUUCAACAUUAAUGGCCAAGAAGAGAAGUUCGAAUUCAGGCCACGCCGUCAAGAAUCCUGCAACAUGAUACGCAUCCGCUACGGGCCAAAUCUCCAAGGCAUCGGGCAAGUUAAGAUCUAG
This is a messenger RNA of Sorghum bicolor (sorghum), 942 nucleotides long. RefSeq lists its product as uncharacterized. Bases 1 to 942 code for a protein of 313 amino acids. The transcript has a single exon. The record is from RefSeq and is a predicted model, not a curated record. Lineage: Eukaryota; Viridiplantae; Streptophyta; Magnoliopsida; Poales; Poaceae.